GGAAGUGCGCUCUCCUGUGUGGAAGCGGUGUCCGGCUCGGUGGUCGCUCCGGGCAGCCGUCGCUUCUCCUGCCGGCUCUGGGGCGCAUCCCGCGGCGGCGGGGCGCCGGGCGAGCGCCAUGAGCACCAUGUUCGCCGACACGCUGCUCAUCGUCUUCAUCUCCGUGUGCACCGCCCUGCUGGCCGAGGGCAUCACCUGGGUCCUGGUGUACCGGACCGACAAGUACAAGAGGCUGAAGGCCGAGGUGGAGAAACAGAGCAAAAAACUGGAAAAGAAGAAGGAAACCAUAACAGAGUCAGCUGGUCGACAACAAAAAAAGAAAAUAGAGAGGCAAGAAGAGAAACUGAAGAAUAACAACAGAGAUCUGUCGAUGGUUCGAAUGAAAUCCAUGUUUGCAAUUGGCUUUUGUUUUACUGCCCUGAUGGGAAUGUUCAAUUCCAUAUUUGAUGGUAGAGUGGUGGCAAAGCUCCCCUUCACCCCUCUUUCUUACAUCCAAGGGCUGUCUCAUCGGAACCUGCUGGGAGAUGACACCACAGACUGCUCCUUCAUCUUCCUGUACAUCCUGUGCACCAUGUCAAUCCGACAAAACAUCCAGAAGAUUCUCGGCCUUGCCCCGUCACGCGCUGCCACCAAGCAGGCGGGUGGAUUUCUUGGCCCUCCACCUCCUUCUGGGAAGUUCUCUUGAUCUCCAGCAGGACCUUGACUUCUUGGCAUUCUUUUACACUCUCAGAUCAGACUGGCAACUGUUUUGCAGCAUGAGCGAUGGUGGCCUUGGUACUGGGGCCACCUUUAGCCUGACCUCCUCUUGGCUUUCUGCUGUGAUAGCAGGAGAGGGGCAUCAGUGAGAGGACAGUGCUUCUACUCACAGAGAGCUUUUUGUUUUUGUUUUUAAAUAAGUGAAUUAACUAGUUAAGUUCAGGUGUUUUUUCUGUAAUUAAAAGUAAAUGUCAUCUUUCUGUUUCCAUUUUCAUGAGCAUUUCCUGUGGGAGUGCCGUGUUCCACGACGGCUGGCUCUCCAGAGCAUGGAGACUAAGUCUUGUGUUUUGUAAAGCCAAAACUGUCAUGAUCAAUAAAGAGGCCAGAUUUUUAGCUCUCGCAUCUAUAAGCAAAGAUGGUGCGUUUUGUUCUUGCGCAUCCUGAAACCAAGAAGAGUUCAAGUGUGUUUUCAUAUGCUGUUUUACCUCCCUUAACCUCCGGUAAUCUACCUGGAGAGCUGUUGGGGUAGGAAUUGGAAAGCAGAAAUGGAAAGUGUGACUCUUGAGAGCUGAAAAGCGAGGUCCUCCGUACCUCCCUGCGUCCACUUCAYGUCUACCUUCAUGUGAGGGCAUCUCCGUCUUCCCUGCAGCCAUGGUUGUGGUCACACAUGGCUGAUCUUCAGUUUCCUUUUAGUCACAGUGACCUUCACUGCUUAUCCUGCUUCUUCGUUAGGGGGACGAGUGCCUAUGCCAUGGUCCUUUUCCCAGUCCUGCCUAAAGUGAUAACCCUGUCCAAACACUGACACACUCAGUCUCCAUAGAAGUGGGUUUCGUAUCAGUGGGGAAAAGUGGUGACUGUUACACCAACAGCAGACUCUCACUAGCAGCUGUGAAGUCCAGAAGGCAGUGGAUAAUAACCUUCAAAGUGCUGAGGAAGAUCAGUAUCAACUUGGAACUUUAUGCCCAGCUAAACCAUAAGAUUGGGAGCAAACUAAAGACAUCCUGAGAUGUCCAUGAUCCACGAGUUAUUAAAGGGCAUAUUUCGGAGACAAAACAGAAGACYACUUGGGGAAAAGUAUGGGAGACUAGAAACCAUGGUCAGAGAAAUUGCUUAAGUAUGCAGAUAAACACAUUCCAUGGAUUAUUAAGGAUUAUCUCAAGACAAUACCCAUUCUUACUCAUCUGACAGAUGAAGCUAAAAGCAAGAGAGGUUAUACAGCUUGCUCAAUGUCACACAGCUGUGGAGUGGCAGAGUCGGCCAUUUGACUCCGUGGUCUCAGAGCCUCUCCACAGGUCCUCCCUUGCCUCCUUGGUGGACAGAACUUAGUAGACAGAAAGUUGGCCUUUGUUUUUUGUUAGUUUGUUCCUUUGCGGUUGAACCCAGAGGUGAUUACCACUGAGCCACAUCCUCAGCGCCUUUCAAGUUUCAUAUUGAGGGGGGUCUCCUCGAGUUGCCCAGGCUGGCCUUAACUUGUGGCCCUCCACCUCAGCCUCCAGAGAGCUGGUGUUACAGGCAUGCACCUCCAUGCCUGGCUUGUCUUCCUUUUCUUAAUCUGUCUUCUCAAAAUGGUCAACACGGGUGAGAACACAGCAGGAGCUUAAGAAAAGCAGAAAUCUCUGAGGUCACUGCCCUCAGGGAUGUUGGUAACAUGACUUUCUGGGGUCUUUUCCCCCAUCAUCGUGGACUGCUCCAAGAAGAAUGAUAAUUGAAAGAAUCAUAAGCAAAGUUCACAAUAAGAAUGGCAACGAAGAGGGAAUAAAGUUUAGCGGGAGAAGGAGCCCUCCUCAGGAUUCUGCCCUCAUUUUGGUGCAGUGGGACUAUGGCCACCGAGUCUUUGGCGCCAGUUCCUUCAGGGCAGGUGUAUUUUGGUUCUCCUGUUUCUAUGGUAAAGAGUAAAUACAGGAGAGGAAAAAGCAGAGAUAACGUACUUUCACCAAUUGAGCCCAGCACAUACACCCCCAGCCUCUUUUAAGUUUUGUGUUGAGACAGGGUCUCCCUGAGUUGCCCAGCUGUCCUAGAACUUGUGAUCAUACUCCUCAGCCUCCAYAGUCACUGGGAUUACAGGUGUGCACCAGCAUGUUCAUCCCGCUCUUGAAAAAGCACUGCAGGCUGAGAUGUCGCUCAGUGGCAGGUCAUUUUCCUAGGGUGCCCAGCCACACCAAAGAACGACACCACAACCAGCACUGCAGCAGGGAUGCAUUACAGAGGAGAGAGAGCUGUUGAGUCACAGGAUGUGGGUUCACUGUGGACUUGUCCUGAAAAAAUUUCCAGCCCAGUCAUUUGAUGCUUCUCGAUCUGGAGCAUCACUUUUAAGACGACACUGCGAGCCCGAGAGGUUCCAACAUCUCCCAGAAUCCACCAUCUGGCAGAUGUCCUGUGUAAGACAGAUUGUGCCUUUUCUAGGAAAAAAGAACCCAGCAGUUAGCUGCAUUGCACUUGCACUGUGACAUACUGUGUGAUGAACUUAAAAAUGCCUCCAACGCAGGUCAGCCUGGUGUACUGACAGACUGCGUUUCAGAGCUGAGCUAAGGUAAGAAGUGGAAAGCUGCGGUGCGCAGGAGCCAGAUGCCUGUGAGCAGUGGGCUCUCUUCCAGCAGGCAUUCCCUUCCAAUAGGGCAGGGACUUCAAACAACAUGGGGUCGAAGAGCAAAUGGGUCCCCUACAUCUAAAGCAAAAGCAGCCUGCUACUUACUAGUAGGUGGUGUGUGUGUGAGAGAGAAAUGCGAGCAUGCACUAAUUUUAUUAUUUAAAAGAAGAGUAAGAUUCAGAACUCCUGGCACAGCACGCCUGGGACUAGUAGAUUUUUAAAUAAAAUAUAU
Urocitellus parryii (Arctic ground squirrel) is the source of this 3515-nucleotide messenger RNA. RefSeq names its product transmembrane and coiled-coil domains 1 (gene Tmco1). Gene Ontology annotation, molecular function: calcium channel activity. The record is from RefSeq and is a predicted model, not a curated record. Gene Ontology annotation, cellular component: endoplasmic reticulum membrane; endoplasmic reticulum; cytoplasm. Lineage: Eukaryota; Metazoa; Chordata; Mammalia; Rodentia; Sciuridae. Gene Ontology annotation, biological process: endoplasmic reticulum calcium ion homeostasis.